Messenger RNA from Calypte anna (Anna's hummingbird), 1751 nucleotides. It is a transcript of the gene IRF6, whose product is annotated as interferon regulatory factor 6. Gene Ontology annotation, biological process: regulation of transcription by RNA polymerase II; immune system process. Gene Ontology annotation, cellular component: nucleus. The transcript is spliced from 8 exons. Gene Ontology annotation, molecular function: RNA polymerase II cis-regulatory region sequence-specific DNA binding; protein binding; DNA-binding transcription factor activity, RNA polymerase II-specific. NCBI's taxonomy places the organism in Eukaryota, Metazoa, Chordata, Aves, Apodiformes, Trochilidae. The record is from RefSeq and is a predicted model, not a curated record. Bases 60 to 1442 code for a protein of 460 amino acids.
CGCGGGGCGGCCCAGAGCCCCUGGGGGUGCGGAGCCGCUCCCCGCCCGCCCGAGCGACAAUGGCACUACACCCACGGAGAGUCCGGCUGAAGCCGUGGCUGGUAGCCCAGGUGGACAGUGGGAUGUACCCGGGGCUGAUCUGGCUCAACCGAGAAGCCAAGAGGUUUCAGAUCCCCUGGAAACACGCGACCCGGCACAGCCCACAGCACGAGGAGGAGAACACCAUCUUCAAGGCUUGGGCUGUGGAAACGGGAAAGUACCAGGAAGGAGUGGAUGAGCCAGACCCUGCCAAGUGGAAAGCCCAGCUCCGAUGUGCCCUUAACAAAAGCCGGGAAUUUAAUCUGAUGUACGAUGGUACCAAGGAGGUGCCCAUGAAUCCUAUUAAAAUUUAUGAAGUGUGUGACAUCCCACAGUCCCAGGGAUCAAUCAUUAAUCCAGGUUCCACCGGCUCAGCUCCGUGGGAUGAAAAGGAUAAUGAUCUUGAUGAUGAAGAGGAGGAAGAAUUGAGUCAGUCUCAGCAUGUCCCUAUUCAAGAGACAUUUCCAUUUCUUAAUAUCAAUGAUUCUCCGAUGGCUCCAGCUGCUGCAGAAAACUGCAGCCCUGAAGCUGUGUGGCCAAAGAAUGAGCCUCUAGACAUGGAAAUGCCCCCAACUGCACUGCAGCAUGACUUCUUCAGCAGCCCCGAGCUCUGGAUCAGCUCUCUGCCAAUGACAGACCUGGAAAUCAAGUUUGAAUAUCGAGGAAAGGAGACUGGCCCGACCACGACUGUGAGCAACCCACAGGGCUGCAGACUUUUCUAUGGAGAGCUGGGUCCCAUGCCAGACCAGGAGGAGCUCUUUGGGCCCAUCAGUCUGGAGCAAGUGAAGUUUCCAGGAACAGAGCAGAUCACCAACGAGAGGCAGAAGGUUUUCACAAGUCGGCUGCUGGAUGUUAUGGACAGGGGACUGAUCCUAGAGGUCAGUGGCCACGCCAUCUACGCCGUCCGGCUCUGCCAGUGUAAGGUGUACUGGUCUGGCCCCUGUGCACCUUCCUCCACCACACCAAAUUUGAUCGAGAGGCAAAAGAAAGUCAAACUUUUCUGUCUGGAAACAUUCCUAAGUGAGCUGAUUGCCCACCAGAAAGGACAAGUUGAGAAACAGCCACCAUAUGAAAUCUACUUCUGUUUUGGAGAAGAAUGGCCUGAUGGAAAACCCAGGGAGAGGAAGCUGAUUGUGGUUCAGGUCAUUCCCGUCGUGGCCCGGAUGAUCUAUGAAAUGUUUUCGGGCGACUUCACGCGCUCCUUUGACAGCGGCAGCGUGAGGCUCCAGAUCUCCACCCCUGACAUCAAGGACAACAUCGUGGCUCACCUGAAGCAGCUGUACCGCCUGCUGCAGAACCACCAGGAGGGGUGGCCCAUGCCAGCACCCACCAUGCACAUGGCACAGCCCCUGCCAGCACAGUGACAGCCGCCGGGCUUCUUUCCCUUGUAUAUAUUCAAAAAAAGUGCCUUGCUGAAAUCUGUAAACCUGAGAUUCAGUUUCAGCAGUCCCCGGUCCUUUUAUUUGGAAAUGCUUCUGGGGAUUGCAGGGAGACUUUUAACUCCUCCUCUGUUUUUCAGCUGUUUGCUUCAGCCACUGAUGUGUGUAAAGCAGAUUUCCAACCCUGUAAUAUUUGUUUGUUUUUAAACCCACUCCAAACGUUGUAUAUAAACACUUGAUCCUUAGAGAGGGAUAAAUAAAUCAACAAAUAAAACCCGCGCUCUAAUGAAACCA